AGGAAACAGCCAGGCUUUGAAGCUGCAAGGCUAUUUAGUGCCGAUCAAGCCGGCCAAUUGAAGCAUUCACACUUGCCUCAGCCAGACAGUAAUAAUAAUAAUUUAUUUCUACCCCACUACCAUCUCCCAAAAGGGACUCGGGGCGACAUACAAAGCACUUGUAAUGCAACAAUACACAUGGUGCAAUAAAUACAGAUACAUCAAUAUCAAAGGAAAACAUAAUACACAUCAUCAAUACAUAAAACAAUACCACAAUAAAAUCAAUCAACCCUAAAAUACGUAUCGAUAAAAUGAUAUAAUAAUAAUAAAACUUUAUUUAUACUCCGCCACCCCCGUGGGGACUCGGGGUGGCUUACAUUGGGCAAAGGCCCAAAUAACAUAAGGACAAAAUAUAAGCAACAUAAUACAAAUCACAAUAUGAAAAGAUAAAACAGUAAUACAAUAUAUCAAUUAAAACAACAAUACAAGGAUAAAAAAUUGCAUUUAAAACACAUAAAUGGUAAGACCAUAAUAAAUACAGGAUAGGAUUGUUGUAUGUAUUACAGGCUGUAUGGCCAUGUUCCAGAAGUAUUAUACAUACAGCCCGGAAUACAUACAACAAUCCUGUGAUCCCGGCCAUGAAAGCCUUCGACAAUACAAAUACAGGAUAGAUUAUUAAAAACCCUCUGGGGCUGAUUAAUUAAUGACUGUAUCACCGAAGGCCUGCCGAAACAUCCAUGGUAAUUAUAGAUAUAAAAUGAAUAACAACCAAGCAGUCAUAUAAAGUGUUUUCAGUGAAAAAAACCAAUGGGUCUAGAAUUUGAAAGUUUUGGGCUCUAUAUCUAUUGGAAAGCAUGGUGAAAAAGCCAAGGUUUUAGUUUGGACUAAAAAGAUCAGAGGGUGGGGACUAGCCUAAUUUCCCCUGGAAGGUCGUCCAGAGCUGAAGUUUUUCUCCCACCCUGAAUAUUCCACAGAUAUAUAAACCCCACUUGCCUAGUUUCCAACACCUCACAACCUCUGAGGAUGCCUACUGUAGAUGCAGGCGAAACGUCAAGAAAGAAUGCUUCUGGAACAGCCUGGCAAACUCACAGCAACCCAUUAAUGCUGUGGGUUCGUGGGAGUUAUCUUUUCACAAGCCUUCUCUGCCAAAGAGUGUUCAUGCCUUACCAAACUGCACAAUCCAGGACUCCAUAGCAUUGAACCAGGGCAGCUAAAGUAGUAUCAAACUGCAUUAAUUCUAUGGUGCAGAUGCCUCCCAGGUCUUUGGGCUUCAGUUCCCACAAUCUCUGUUUGCGGAUGAGGUUGGAAGUCCAAAGCUAGAGUUUGGGAAUCACUAUUCUAAAAUGGUUGUCGUUGCUACAAAUUGACCAGAUGGUAUUUUCUUGCAUAGUACUUGGAUUAUUGUACCAUGCUUCCUGGUACAAUAUGUUAUCUGGAACAUUCAGACAGUUCUGUGAAAUUCUCAUUAAAAUUAAAAAUGCUUUUUAAUUGGUGCCUACCCUUGUAAAAAGAAACAAAACAUAACAAAACCCAAUGGGGGUGCACUAUUUUUAAUUCCUGGCAGGAAAUACAGUAGAGUCUUGUGGAAUAUUAAUGGCUGAGAAGUGUUAUUGGUAUACAUUUUGUGGACUGUAGUUGCAUCUGAUGAAAGAGCGGUCUUUGAAUGAUUAAGGCAAUAAAAUUUCAAAGGCAUAGCUGUGAUAGUCUGAAAUACCACUGGUCCUUUAGCACCUUUAGAGAGAGAGAAUAAAAAUGUGUUGUGCUUUCAUGGCCGGAAUCACUGGGUUGCUGUGAGUUUUCCAGGCUUUAUGGCCAUAUUCCAGAAGCAUUCUCUCCUGAUGUUUCUCCCACAAUUAUGGCAGGCAUCCUUAGAGGUUGAGAGGUUUCUGAGGAUGCCUGCCAUAGAUGUGGGCGAAUCUUAAGCUUUAGAUUUCUAAAAAGGUUAUUAUUAUUAUGUGCCAUCACAUUGGUUUCAAAAUAUGGAGACCCUAUGAAGGAAUCUUUUUGUCCAUGGAAACUCAGAAGGAUCAUGAACAAGUCACGCUCUUUCAGCUUUGCAGGAAAGAAAAGUCAAUCCACCUUUUAACAAAUCUUAUCUGUGUUGGAAACAAUGUGAAGGCACAUAACACAAUAGUGAAUGAGAAACCCCCAGGACAUCUUUUAUUUAACAGCUCUUCUCAGGGCUUGCAAACUCAGGAUUGUGACUUCCGUUUUCCUCUUUUUCUACUACUCUCUACUUUACCAAACAUUUUUUCCAGAUAGUCAUGCCGAUUUAUGAUGUGUCCAGAGCAUCAAAGCUUCUGUUUAGUCUUAUGUUUGUUUCUAGUGAGAGUUCAGGCUUGAUUUGCUCAAUGACCCAUUUAUUGCCCCCCCCUUUUUUUUUCUUUUUUUUUUUUUUACUGUUCAUGGUAUUUAUGGAACACUCCAUCAGCACAACCAGAGUCCUAGUUUUAUUAAUUCAUUUUAAAAAUAUUUGUAUUAAAUUCAGGUUUUAUUUUAAAACAGAUUAAGUUUUUUCAAGCCACAUUGGCAGCAUUUACAAAUAGAUAGACAAAUUGAUACUUCAGGAUCGUAAAAUGUGUGAUGUAUAAUUGGUUUAGCAUAAAAUUAUAAUGUUGGUUAUUAUUAAUUAGAUUUACUAUUUUACAUUUUCAUUUUACUUACAAAUCCUGAACUAUAAAGAACUUGUAAACUAUAUGGGAAAGCUUGUGUUUUCUGUUUAUUAAAGGCAGGCAGCAACAAUAAAACAGAAGAAACUAUUACCAUAAUAAAAUAAAAUUGAUUGUAUCUUUUAGUUUGCCAUAGUAUUGGCAGACGUAACACAUCCAUUGCCAUAAAAAGAACGGAGAAACAUAAACUAAGACCAAGAAUAUCAGUGGAGUGAUAUUACAGCAUUGUCCCACUUGAUAUAUUUUCCUCUUAUAUCAUUUUUAGAAACAAUUGAGGGGAAUAAAUGUAUGUAGACCUUGUCUUAGUCAUUAUAGUCAAAAUUCUUAACAUCUUUGAACAUAGAAAAUAUUUGAGGAAAAAUGCUUUGGAAAAAAUGGGGGAAAGUGUUUUUUCCUCAACUUUACUCCCAGGUUUUUGCAUCUUUAAGAUUUAGCAGAGUCCUUUGCCUAACUCAUAGUACAGAUAUUUACUUCCCAUGUAUGCCACAAGCAUUCAUAUCAUGCUAUUUCUUAGUCCUCUAGCCAAUACGUGGUCAUAGUAGAAAUAAGAUAAGGGAAGAGUGCUGAGUCUGGAGACUUAGAUUAUUGAGGUGGUCAAGCUCACAACCAUCCCAUAAAGUUUAAACCACAUUGUAUUUGUAUAUUAUUGCCUCAGAUGUUUCUAAUACACUAUUGUGAGUCAUUGUGUUUCUCUUACUAACAAUAUUUUUAUAUUAUGAUGAUAAAAAAUUUUGAAAGACUGAUUUAGUUUAUAUUUUUUCUCAUUAUCAAACCAACUCUCUCCUGCACAUGUUUACUGAAGUGCCUUGAAAUAAUACAUUGCUUUGUAAAUGUCUCUGCUGCUGAAUCUCUUAAGGCAACUGCUGGAAUACUAUGGAGUGCCACCAGAUCUGCUCCUACAAAGGUGCAAAGUUUGUCUUGGUCGUAUUGCUUAUGUGAUUGGAUCCCAUCUUUCCUCAUCCACUGCCUCGGGAACACACUUCCAACAAUUAUGUCAUAUCUCAAGGAGAUGUUUGAUGUCCUUGGCUUGGGAAAGGAAAAAUUAUGGAUCUACCCGAAGUUUUGUUCGCAGAUUGGGGAAACAUCUUUUGUUAACUCCUUGUCCAAGGCCUCACUUACAGUUGGUCGCAAAUAUGAAGUCUUUAGAAUCUGAACAAAGAAACAGUGUUAACUCUCUUACACCGUCCCUCGCUGAUGUCUUGUGGAUGCCAUAUGAUGAUAUAGAAUCAUAUACUAAAUGCAGAUCCGAUCAAUGGAGAGAGGCUGUGGCCCCAUCUAUACUUCCUGUGUCAUCAUCAGCAUCACAAAAAGCAACUGUUGUGGAUGAAGAGACAUGUAGAAAAAUUUCUACUCUUGAGAACGAGUUAGCUUUCCUUCGGAAUCAGAUUGCUGCACUUGUGGCAGUGCAAAGGGCAGAAAAUGAUUUAUCUUGCUCAGAUGGUGUGCAUUCAUCAAACAUGCUUUCUAGUGAUUUCCUCAAGGCAACAACUUCUACACCAGCUCCUGUCUCUCUUUGCAAUGACGUUGUGCCUCCCCCACCUCCUGUAUUGCAGUCUAAUUUUGAUUCCAGUAAUUCAGCAAUUGAGCUUAUUAAACAACGACGGGCUGCAAGUAAGACCAGAAAUAUUGCAGACCAUGAUGGAUGGCAGGAAGCAAAGGCUGUUCCUAGUAUGGUAGAUGUUCUGAAGGAUAUAAACAAGGUUAAAUUAAGAGCUGUUGAGAGAUCCCCUGGAGGAACUCCACUGCCCAAAACGAAGAAGAAAAUGCUGUCACAGUGGGAUCCAGCAGCUGUAAUAGCAGAAGCUCUUAAAGAGAAAUUUGCAUCCCAGAGCAAUAAUGAUGAUUCAUUUGAUAAAGAAAACAGAUCCUAUGGUGCAUCUCCCUUUUCCAGUCCAGACACUCCAAUGACUAGGACGCGGAACAAUGGCUUCAAACUACAGGAAAGGAGAUUCCACCUGAACAUCAUGAAGAACUUCCUGACUGUGAGAGCUGUUCGGCAGUGGAACUCUCUCCCCCAGACUGUGGUGGAGGCUCCUUCUUUGGAGGCUUUUAAACAGAGGCUGGAUGGCCAUCUGUCGGGGGUGCUUUGAAUGCGAUUUCCUGCUUCUUGGCAGGGGGUUGGACUGGAUGGCCCAUGAGGUCUCUUCAAACUCUAUGAUUCUACGAUUCUAACUGGCUUCCAUUACAUUCACCAUAUGGGGAUUGGUUCUAAAUACCUGUCACAUGUCAAAUUAACAUAAUGAAAGCUUGGGUGUUUAGUAAUGAAAUAUAUAUGAUCUUUAGAGAAAGUUUUUUAAUUGGAGUUGUAAUAGAAUUGUGUAACAGUAUCUAUUCAGAGCUCUUGAGUCCUAUACUAUUAUGAGUUAAUUACAGUACUCUGUAGCCAAAGGGAUGCUGUGUGUGAAGCUCUGUGUAUUAAGUGGAAAUUAGAUAGUCCUUCAGAUGUUGUUCCAUCUUCAGCAUUGACUAGGGUGACUGGGAGCUGUAGUUCAAUAGCAUGUGGAGGACUGUACCAUUUGCACUCUGCUGCUUUUAUCCAAUAUGCUUUAUAUCCAAUAUAUUCAACUCUGGGGUUUGAAUUGACUCCCUGUCCCAUGACACCAUUCAUUGAUUAUUUUCCAGUUUGCAUGAGUUUUCUCCCAUUCUGAAGGGCUCAACUGCCUCACUUGAGGCAAUUAGAGCUUUAAAACUGAAACAUCAGAUAUUUUAAUGGAAAAGGUAUAGGAACUUCCCAGUAACUACUAAUGAUACAUUCUAAUUAACCAGAUAGUAGGCAUGUGUAUUCUCUAAGUAAUGUUUCCUUCAGGAUGUUUAGCAGUGUGCAAGGAGGCAGGCUCAAAGUUCAAAAAUGCUAGCACUCUGUCAGCAAAGCACUUCGAGGAUGUCUUCUCAUUACUAUCUGACUGAUGUAAGAGCAGUUUUUUUGUGUGCAAAACCUUUGAAUUAAAAACAUGGCAUUUUGAUAUACGCAAAGAGAAGUUAUAGCACCUUUGCUUUGAAUUAAGUAGACCUAGGUCUAAGAACGGAGCAGGGGGAAACUGGAGGGAACUGUUUUACCCCGUUUCUUCCGUCUUUCUGGGAUGGCUCACCAUUCCAGGUGCUUACUCGCCUUUCUCCUGCUUUCUCCCACAUGGAGUCAAAUAACACCUGACUCCUGUAAGAUGAUGGCUAGGCUCUAUUUUCAUGUGCUGCAGAAAUGGAGUCCCACUGAAAGUGCCCUUACGUCAUGUGAUGGCCUCCGCUGGGGUCCCGUGGGGCUCUUUUCACAGUACAUGGAAAUGAAGCCCAGCAGCUGUCUGAUGUGGUCCAGCUUAUGCUAUGAACUUCUAUCAAUCUCAGAGGUGCUACAGGAUCUCUUUACAAACUGAUCCAGACUAACAUGGCUAUUUCUUUGAAUUUUACACUAUGAUAUACAUUAAUGUUCGUAUGAAAAUGCUGAUAAAGCUCAGGCUACCAAGACUCAUUCAAAGUUUAGGAAAUCAGUAUUCCAUCUGCUAAUUUCAGUCUUAGAACGUUUGUAUUACUGUUCUGAUUUCCAAAGAAGUUUUAUUAGCUAGAUUGGCCAUUCCUGGCCAUAUCCCUUUUUUCUCAUUGCUUCAGCAAUACUUCUAUUUUUGCCCAGCUCCCCCGUAACAAAGUCUAACUAAACAAAGAUGAAGGUUACUGCAGAAACGUACAUGGUACCCUGUGAUCCUGCCCUCCUCCAGAAUCUCUAAAACUCUUAUUUGAACCAAUUUCCUUUUCUUCCCUACAGCCCCUGCAAUUUAAAUCAUGGAUUCUUGUUUAUUCCAUUAAACAUUCUGGUAAAAUAGUACUGUGGGAAUAUGGGUUAGUGAGAAUACUUCACUUAGUCAUGCUACUACUAAGAUACUAUUGCCUUGUGGGUAUGUAUUCUAUGAACCUGUAGACAUUCAUAAUUGUGUAUUGAGAUCAUAUGUGUCAACAAUUUUAGGAAUUUAGGUUGACCUUGCCACUUAUUGAAACAAGUUUUAACUCAUCAGGGCUGAUUUCUUAAUUUUACUGAUAAGCAUUUAACUGACAUGCUUAUGUGUUUUGAUAAUGGAGACCUUUAAUGCUCUGUUUUAUUGUAGCCACCUUGUACAUUAUAUGUGAAAUAAAAGUAGAAUAUAAAUUUAAUAAAUGACUAUGGACACUGAAA
Messenger RNA from Anolis carolinensis (green anole), 6807 nucleotides. It is a transcript of the gene mtfr2, whose product is annotated as mitochondrial fission regulator 2. Gene Ontology annotation, biological process: aerobic respiration; mitochondrial fission. Bases 3479 to 4738 code for a protein of 419 amino acids. Gene Ontology annotation, cellular component: mitochondrion. The record is from RefSeq and is a predicted model, not a curated record. NCBI's taxonomy places the organism in Eukaryota, Metazoa, Chordata, Lepidosauria, Squamata, Anolidae. The transcript has 8 exons.